Messenger RNA from Meloidogyne enterolobii, 465 nucleotides. The record is from the annotation of a GenBank genome assembly. Lineage: Eukaryota; Metazoa; Nematoda; Chromadorea; Rhabditida; Meloidogynidae.
AUGGAACGAACCUGCUCCAAAUGCGGAAAGCAAGAUUUUCUCCGAUCGCUCUAUAUUUGGCGUCUCCCGGAAGUACUGAUCAUACAUAUUAAACGCUUCAAUUUUGAAGACGGACAAACGGUGAAAGACAGCCGAGCUAUUGAUUUUCCUGUUGAUGACUUGGAUAUGCGGCGAUACAUUCAUCCUGCAUCACCAGAUAGUUCAAAGGAAACUAUUACGCUCUACUCGUUAUACGCAAUUGUUGCACACACCGGGACUGCUAAUACGGGGCAUUAUACAGCGAGGGUGAAGAAUCUUGACCGAUCUACUGACUUUUGGCAGCUGUUCGAUGAUCUAGAUAGGCGAGAGCUGCAAUUCCGUGAUGUUAAGACUAGCGCGGCAUAUAUGUUGUACUACGCCCGCAAUGCCAUGAGUAAGGUUAUGAGUCCUGAACAAAUAAGUGGUGAGAAACGACAUAAUGGAUAG